Molecule: messenger RNA, 478 nt
Organism: Kockovaella imperatae
Lineage: Eukaryota; Fungi; Basidiomycota; Tremellomycetes; Tremellales; Cuniculitremaceae
Exons: 2
Coding region: 80-253 (57 amino acids)
Source: RefSeq, a predicted model, not a curated record
UCCUCACUCUCAACUGCGACAACCCUCCUCAGUCAUCUACUAGGCUCUCUGUCCUCAUCUGACAUUUCUGUGAACCACCAUGGGUAACAUCAUCUCCGCCAUUGCCAGAGGCAUCAACGCCGUCUUUCAAGCCAUAGUCAAUGUAUUGACCGCCAUCGUGUCCGGUAUCGCCAAUGUCUUCAUUGCCAUCUGGAACUUUAUCACCUGUGGCGCUUGUGGUGGACGUCGACGAGGAGGGAGAGGGACGGUCUAGUCGGGGUUCGCUGAAGAGGUAAGGACAGGAUGUCCAUGUUGAUAUUGACUCCCUCUUCUAAGCUACUCUUCUCCGCCGACAUGUCCCCUCAAGUCAUCCGAAUCGCCGUUCAUCCUUCGAAUCGACCACUCCCGACUCGCGAGAUACACGACACUUCACGCCUUCCGUCUACCCUAUAUAAUGUAGCCAUAGCUCUUAUGUCAUCUGAUGCAUAUGAUAGCAGAU